CCGGAAGAACAAAGAAGUUAGCGGAAAAAGUCCAACAGCUGACAAGGGUGUUGAAACAGCGGUUACGUGUUGCUAAUGAGUUAUUUUGAAAAAAAAUCAAACCAGAGGACCAAGAAGAAAUCAGUUGUUAAAAAAAAAAAAAAAAAAAAAAAAAAAAAAAAGAGAAGGAACGAGUCACCGUGCAGGAUGCUGAUGUCUGAAGUUCGGACACCGUGACAAAAUGACGCAGAGAAAAUGUGACCUGGCCCGGAGGACGCCCAGGGCCCCCCCAUCUGGAGCCAGGCCUGGAGGUAGGGCCCAUCAGCGAGUGCCUGGUGGCUUGGCUUGCCACGGAGCCCAACCGGGCACAGCCCGAAAAGACAUGCAGCAGCUGUUAGUGAGUAAAGAUGAUGUUCUGCCAAAGCAGCAUGAAAGGAAUCAGAGUCUGGACCAAAAGAACUCAGAGGCUCCAAACAUUAAAGAGGAACAGGGGGAACUUUGGAGUGAAGGUGAAGAAAAACCACAGUCAUCACAGCUUCAUCAAAGUCAAAGAGAUGAGAGCAGAGAAGUGACGCGUCUUUCCACCAACUCGACUGAACUUAGAAAAAUGAAAACAGAAGCUGAUGGAGAUGACUGUGGAAGAUUCCAACCAACCAACAGCUCAGAUUUACAACCAAAUGCUGAUGACAUGCAGAAGUUGUUGGUGAUCAAAGAAGAAAUUCUUCCUGAACAGCAGGCAUGUAACCUGAGUGCUGACCAGGAGGACAUUAAAGAGGUACAAGAAAAACUCUACAUCAGUCAGCAGCUGGAGAUUGACAUCGCUAAGAUCCCUUUCACUGCUGUUCCUGUGAAGAGUGAAAAUUAUGAAAAACCACAGUCAUCACAGGACAACCCCUGCCAGAGUGAUGAGAGCACAGAGCCUGAACCUGCAGCCAGCAGUUCAUCUACACACAGAACACUGACAGAACAAGCUUAUCGAGAGGACUAUGGAGGACCACAACCAGCCAGCAACUCAGGUCCAAAUAGUCCUUUACAAUCAGAUACUAAUGGUGGGAAUUCAGACAGCUCAGAAACUGAGACUGAUGACAGCGUUGAAUGGAAUCAGACCAGAGACCUGAGUUCAGGUUUUAAUUGUCUAAAAAACAGGAAUGUCUGUGUUAGUCCAAGCAGUUCCAACAUUCCUAAGAAUCAACUUAAUUGCUCUGAAUGUGGAAAGGUGUGUGGUCACAUGAAGUAUUUUAUGCAACACAAAGGAAGACAUGCAGGAGAGAAACCAUUUGGCUGUCCUGAAUGUGGUAAAAAAUUUGGACUAAAGGGAAAUCUGACCAAACACAUGAGAAUUCAUACUGCCGAGAAACUAUUUGGCUGUACUAAGUGUAGUAAAAGAUUUCACCUCAAGGGAAAUCUGACAAAACACAUGAGAAUUCAUACAGGAGGGAAACCAUUUGGCUGUUCUGAAUGUGGUAAAAGAUUUAGACAAAAGGGCAGCCUGACCAGACACACGAGAAUUCAUACAGGAGAGAAACCAUUUGUCUGUUCUGAGUGUGGUAAAAGAUUUGGACAAAAGGACAAUCUGAAUAUGCACAUGAUAAUUCAUACAGGACAGAAACCAUUUGUCUGUGCUGAGUGUGGUGAAAGAUUUGGACAGAAGGUCCAUCUGAAAAUCCACAUAAGAAUUCAUACAGGACAGAAACCGUUUAGGUGUUCUGAAUGUGAUAAAAGAUUUGGACAAAAGGGCCAUUUGACGAGACACAUGAGAAUUCAUACAGGACAGAAAAAAAACACCCUAAAUUAUUGAUGUAACUCCCUAGUCACAACAACCUAAAUCAUGCUGAAAAGGG
Messenger RNA from Thalassophryne amazonica, 1820 nucleotides. Its product is annotated as zinc finger protein 502-like. NCBI's taxonomy places the organism in Eukaryota, Metazoa, Chordata, Actinopteri, Batrachoidiformes, Batrachoididae. The transcript has 6 exons. The record is from RefSeq and is a predicted model, not a curated record. The coding region runs from base 221 to 1777 and encodes 518 amino acids.